AUGAAGAGAAAGAGAAUUCGAUUGAUACCAGGAGCAAUCUUGAGAAGAGACAAAGGAGGAGGGCAAUCACAGAUGCAAGGAGGGCAAGAAGAGGCUUUGGAAUCAGAGAAUCCAAUUGUCUUCUUGAAUCUCCAAUAUAAAGCAGGACCACACACACCUAAAGCUGAAAUGACUGCAAAUAUCACCAAACAACACCUCAAGCAAGCCCCUGAUCUCCUUGACAUUUCUCUUUCUCUCUCUUUCUCCAAUCAAGUAUCGUGCAACCUACCUGUUAAGGCUAUUGAGAGUAAGAGAUGGUUACUUGCUGGUUGGAUCCCAGACUGA
Molecule: messenger RNA, 324 nt
Organism: Dovyalis caffra
Lineage: Eukaryota; Viridiplantae; Streptophyta; Magnoliopsida; Malpighiales; Salicaceae
Source: the annotation of a GenBank genome assembly